Molecule: messenger RNA, 318 nt
Organism: Camellia sinensis
Lineage: Eukaryota; Viridiplantae; Streptophyta; Magnoliopsida; Ericales; Theaceae
Source: RefSeq, a predicted model, not a curated record
AUGGCUAAUAAUAAGGUGGUUUUGCUGGAUGCCUUGCCUAGUUUGUUUGGGAUGAGGGUGAGAAUAGCACUGGCUGAGAAGGGCAUUAAAUAUGAAUACAAGGAAGAGGACUUGAGGAACAAGAGCUCACUGCUUCUUGAGAUGAACCCCGUUCACAAGAAAAUCCCGGUUUUGAUUCACAACGGAAAAUCGAUUUGUGAGUCCCUCAUUAUUGUCGAGUACAUCGAUGAGGUCUGGAAUGAGACAACUCCAUUGUUGCCCUCUGAUCCUUACCAGAAAGCUCAAGCUAGGUUCUGGGCUGACUAUGUUGACAAAAAG